Messenger RNA from Marasmius oreades (fairy-ring Marasmius), 1224 nucleotides. RefSeq lists its product as uncharacterized. Lineage: Eukaryota; Fungi; Basidiomycota; Agaricomycetes; Agaricales; Marasmiaceae. The coding region runs from base 1 to 1224 and encodes 407 amino acids. The record is from RefSeq and is a predicted model, not a curated record. The transcript is spliced from 4 exons.
AUGAUUUCAUCCUCUCAAACGUCGCUCACCCGUUGGUCAGGGCCUUCUUCAACAGCACUCUAUCAAGAAACUCAGAACGAGACGUAUUUUAAAGCCGCAAGUCAGACACUCCAGUUUCUCAGAAAUUUCGAAUACUUCCCGCGCUCGAACGGUGCUCACAAUGAACCACUCCUCUUCGCUUUCGAUGGCAGUGAAUGUAUAAACGGCCCUUACCCAGAUUUUGUGUACUCAAAUACGGGAGAUAUAAUUGAGGGGCUAUCUACUCUCGUGGCCUAUGAGGCUUUUGGCCAGGAAACCUCCAAUUGGACCUCACCGACCCUAGACUUCCUGCGGGAGACGAUAGUCUCUGCGACCGUUCAGCGGGAAGAAGCACGGCCGGAUCGUAUUUUGGACUUAGGUUCACAUGCGAAGUCAGGCUACCCAAAAGGGGAUGCAUUUCUGGUGCGCGGGAUAUCGGAAGCAUACUGGACUCUUGAAGCUGUGGAUCCCUUAUCAAACUUGGACUUUCUCAAGACGUUCAUACAGAUUCAGUAUGACACCCUGCUUCAUAACGCCACAUUCAACGGAACGAACAUCUACGGGGGGGACUGGACCGCCGGAUCCGGGGCACCAUCGACUCCCCAAGCUUUAAGCCAAACAUUUGCCACUAUGGUUCUUAUCAACAGCAUCAAUAUCCCUCGUGCCGAGCCAACGCCACCGCCAAAAAACGAUAGGAAAACAAAAAUAAUCGGAGGCUCAUUCGCCGGGGGAUUCGUAUUCAUCGCCAUCUUGUCGGCUUUGAUGUUUGCUCAUCAUCGGAGAUGGAAAAAGAGCGAGGAAUCCUAUUUAAAUUCACAACGCGAAGUUGAAGUCCCGGCCGAAUACUUGCCAACCCCGUUCGUACUACCAGAAACGAGGGAGAUGGAUGAUAAUACUACGGGCACUUUGACGUUGUCAGAGCCGAGUCCGGGAGUCAUCGAAUCUCAAAGUACAAACGCUCAACCCGAGGUGGCUCAGAGGAGCGAGGUUGCAGCGUCUUCCAGAGACGAAAUGAACACCUUACUACCAAGAGUCGAUUCCGAACCUCCUUCAGACGAUGAUUAUGACUUGGCCCAUCUCAGACUUCACGCCGUUUCGACGGCUGAGCUGGUUAGAGUCCUGAUGGCGCGUCUACGACACGAUUCCUCCGGGCACAGAGAGUCAGAUAUGCCGCCUGCAUAUCCGGAAAGUCAGGUUGGACGUUAA